Molecule: messenger RNA, 1547 nt
Organism: Tarenaya hassleriana
Lineage: Eukaryota; Viridiplantae; Streptophyta; Magnoliopsida; Brassicales; Cleomaceae
Product: E3 ubiquitin-protein ligase At4g11680-like
Exons: 5
Coding region: 136-1350 (404 amino acids)
Source: RefSeq, a predicted model, not a curated record
GAUUUCCACAUUAUCCUCUCUCCCUCUCUCUCAAUUUCUGGAAAUUCGUACGUUCAAACCCUUUCAAGCGAAAGCUCGAAUUGCAAUCCGUUGCAUGGCAUUGGUCGAUCGUGAUCGAGAAUUCAGGAGCUAAGAAUGUCAGAGACUACGAUGAUGACAGCAGAAGCAGAUUCGGCGGAGUCUCUACCGUCUUCCCGCGUCGGUAGCACUGCCUCCGAUGGUGUCAUCGACACCACGCCUUUCCUACUAUCCGGCGAAUCCAGAUCGGAAAACGCAGAUGAAAAUUCUGGAGAUAGCCGGAGGUCCAGUAGACGGCAGGGCCUGAGGGAGGCGGCGAGAUUCCUCCGUCACGCCGGGAGCCGGCGAAUGAUGCGUGAGCCUUCGAUGCUGGUGAGGGAGACCGCGGCGGAGCAGCUGGAGGAGAGGCAGAGUGACUGGGCGUACUCGAAACCCGUUGUGGUCCUUGACAUUGUUUGGAAUGUGGCGUUUGUGGCCGUCGCCGUGGCUGCCCUGGUUCUCAGCCGCAACGAGCGGCCAAACAUGCCGCUGAGGGUUUGGGUGGUGGGUUACGCUCUCCAGUGCUUGCUUCACAUGGCGUGCGUGUGUGUGGAGUACAGGAGGAGGAGGCGGAGCGGGAGAGGGACGCCCCACCGAUCGUCUUCAUCUUCUUCCUAUUCUUCCUUGGACGAUGGUAAUCAGGGUUUGACGAAUUCAUCGCAGCAGUACGUUUCACUUGCGCAAUUGGAGGAGGGUGGCAACACCAGUUCUGCAAAGCAUCUAGAAUCAGCCAACACAAUGUUCUCAUUCGUCUGGUGGAUAAUUGGAUUCUACUGGGUAUCUGCAGGCGGCCAAACACUAGCACACGACUCUCCUCAGCUCUAUUGGCUAUGUAUCAUUUUUCUCGGUUUCGACGUCUUCUUUGUUGUUUUCUGUGUGGCACUGGCUUUUGUGAUUGGCCUUGCUGUUUGCUGCUGUCUUCCAUGUAUAAUUGCAAUUCUAUAUGCUGUGGCUGACCAGCAGGAGGGAGCAUCAAAGGAUGACAUAGAGCAACUCCCAAAAUUCAUAUUUAGAAGCAUUGGUGAUGAUGAGAAGUCCUCAGGCGACGCACAAAGAUCUACUGCCAGAGGAAUAAUGACAGAAAACGGGACAGAUUCCCCUAUUGAACAUGCACUCUCUGCAGAAGAUGCGGAAUGCUGCAUUUGUCUAUGCGACUACGAGGACGGAGUGGAGCUGAGAGAACUGCCGUGCGGCCACCAUUUCCACUGUGCCUGCAUCGACAAAUGGCUUCACAUAAACUCACACUGCCCUCUCUGCAAGUUUAACAUCCUCAAGAACACCAACGACGUCUAAUUCCGACAACAAGCUCCUCUCCAGGUAUAUAUAUGUAUGUAUGUAUGUAUGUGUGCGUGUAUAUAUGCAUAUACCUCUGGUGUGCGUUUGUGUCUGUUAGUGAUGAGAAUGAAUAUGCAUAUACGCUUCAGCGGAGAGAAUGAACUCAAAACUGUUGUCUUACGUUCUGAUUCUCUGAUGUGUUUCAUCUUCUUCUU